Eublepharis macularius is the source of this 1538-nucleotide messenger RNA. Its product is annotated as b(0,+)-type amino acid transporter 1-like. Gene Ontology annotation, molecular function: L-amino acid transmembrane transporter activity. Bases 1 to 1458 code for a protein of 485 amino acids. Gene Ontology annotation, cellular component: membrane. The record is from RefSeq and is a predicted model, not a curated record. Lineage: Eukaryota; Metazoa; Chordata; Lepidosauria; Squamata; Eublepharidae. Gene Ontology annotation, biological process: amino acid transmembrane transport. The transcript has 6 exons.
AUGAGGCGAAAGGGACGAGGCGAAGCAGAUGGUUCAGCAGCUCAGCUCAGUGAGACGACAGAAAUGAAGCUGAGGUUGAAGCGGGAGAUCGGACUGCCCAGUGCUGUGUCAUUAAUUGCCGGGACUAUGAUUGGCUCAGGUAUUUUCAUGUCUCCAGAGUGGGUGCUGCGUAACAUAGGCAGCCCUGCUGGCAGCCUCAUCAUUUGGGCAGCCUGCGGCCUACUGGCCACCUUUGGAGCCCUCUCAUAUGCUGAGCUGGGAACGAUCAUUAAAGAGUCCGGCGGCGAAUAUAUUUACAUUCUGAGGAACUUUGGCUCUCUCCCUGCCUUUCUUUUCGCAUAUACGUCCGUCAUUGUGGUAAGGCCCGCAGGUGUGGCGGCCAUCUCGCUAAGCUUCGCCGAAUAUGCUGUGGCUCCCUUUUAUCCGGGGUGCUCCUCACCUCAAGCGGCGGUCAAGUGCACAGCUGCAGCCUGCAUCCUGCUUCUAACUCUGGUCAACUGCCUUAGUGUUAGGCUGGCCACUUCUAUUAUGAACAUUUUUACAGGUGCCAAGCUCUUGGCGCUCUUGGUGAUUGUUAUCGGAGGAGCGGUGUUGCUGGUUAACGGGCAGACGCAAAGUUUCCAGAAUGCCUUUCAAAACACAAGGUUAGGGGCUGGGGCAAUUGGAGUUGCUUUUUACCAGGGUCUGUGGUCGUUUGAUGGAUGGAACAACCUGAAUUACGUGACUGAGGAAAUUAAAAAGCCUGAAGUAAACCUGCCUAGGGCAAUGAUGAUUGCCAUUCCUCUGGUGACAUGUUUUUAUUUGCUGGUCAAUGUGAGUUACUUCGCAGCCAUGACUCCAAGUGAACUUCUGUCUUCCGGGGCCGUGGCCAUUACCUGGGGGAACAAAGUUCUGGGCAACUCAGCAUGGCUGAUUUCAUUGUCAGUUGCACUGUCCACAUUUGGGUCAGCGCAUGGAACAUUCUUCAGCGGAGGCCGAAUGUGCUACACUGCAGCAAGGGAGGGCCACAUGCCAGACAUUCUGUCAAUGGCACACGUACGACGCCUCACCCCUUCCCCAGCGCUCAUAUUUACAUCAGCAAUUUCUUUAAUUAUGGUUAUACCUGGAAGUUUUAACCGCAUAGUAAACCUUUUCAGUUUCACAGCUUGGCUUUUCUAUGGGACAACUAUAGCUGGACUCUUGUACUUAAAGAUCAAGAAACCAGAACUGCCAAGAUCUUACAAGGUACCGAUCAUCAUCCCAAUAAUUGUGCUGGUGACCUCGGUGUACCUUGUGCUGGCACCUAUCAUCGACCAGCCUCAGACAGAGUUCCUCUAUGUCAUCCUCUUCAUUUUAAGUGGUGUCAUCUUUUACUUCCCCUUGGUGCGCUACCAGUAUCAUCCUGCCUUCUUAAGAAGAUUCACUUUGCAUCUGCAGCUGCUUCUGGAAGUUGCCCCAGCUGAAAAGAAUCUGAACUGAUUUAGUAUCUAUGUGAUUGUAGUGAGGGCAGCUGAGACGGGAGGGUGUUUUAGUGGGAACAACUGUGAGGUUUUUUUUUU